Messenger RNA from Gambusia affinis (western mosquitofish), 4803 nucleotides. Its product is annotated as inactive phospholipase C-like protein 2. Gene Ontology annotation, molecular function: phosphatidylinositol-4,5-bisphosphate phospholipase C activity. The coding region runs from base 375 to 3809 and encodes 1144 amino acids. The record is from RefSeq and is a predicted model, not a curated record. NCBI's taxonomy places the organism in Eukaryota, Metazoa, Chordata, Actinopteri, Cyprinodontiformes, Poeciliidae. The transcript has 12 exons. Gene Ontology annotation, biological process: intracellular signal transduction; lipid metabolic process.
UGCUUAAAUUCUCUUUACGCAGGCGCACACUCAGCUGUGAAGGAGAUGUGAGGAAUGUUUGAUGGUGACGGACUGGAAGGUGUGUCGCUUUUAGCUGUUGCUGUCGCCCCAGCUUUGGUCGCCUCCCCCCACCUUUCAGUUAGAGAGAAAGAGGGAGGGAGGGAGCGAGAGAAGCAGACAGGGUUGGGGGGGCAGAGAGAGAGAGACAGAGAAAGAGAAGUUUCCUGUCCUCUUGGUGCUACACUGUCGCCGAUCGUUCACUUCACACGAUGGCAAGCCUGCGUCUGUGUGCGAAGCCGCCGCUUAGGGAUCCCCGUUACCUCCUAUGAGAAGCGACAGAAAAAAGGUGAAAACAAUUAAAAGAAACUGUCUCCAUGUCUGAAUUCGGGUCACAUAAGAAGAACGACGUCGGCCCACCGGUUGCUGCAGGCUGGAGAGCGGCGUGCAGCGGGGCCAGCUCCGGAAUGAGCGUGGAGGCGCACCGGGGAGGAGAGCCCGUGUCAAACGGAAGCUGCAGCGCGUCGGACGCCGUCAAACGAGUCCAGAACGAAUCCGGCCGCGAGUCCCCGACGUGGGAGAACCCGGGCUCGGAGUCGGCUCUCAAAUCAGCGAUCCCUCGACGCAGCAGUCUGAUCAAGGAUGGCUCACGUGCCGGUCGGGAGAAAAAGAAGACGGUGUCCUUCAGCAGCAGCCUGGCAGAGAAGAAGAUCAGCAGCGCUGCCGGGUGUAUCCACUCCAUGGUUGAAGGAAGCGAGCUGAAAAAAAUCCGCCCCAACUCUCGUGUAUAUCAGCGUUACUACCUCCUGGACACAGGCCUGCAGGCUCUGUUCUGGGAGCCGUCCAAGAAGGAAUCGGAGAAAGCUCGGAUCUUUCUCGACUCGAUACGCGAAGUCCGGACAGGUCGUAACACGGAAACCUUCCGCACCAGUGGAGUUUAUGAGCAGAUUUCGGAGGACUGUGCAUUUUCCAUCAUCUACGGAGAGAUGUACGAAAGCUUGGACCUGGUGGCCAACUCUGCUGAAGUGGCUAACAUUUGGGUGACUGGACUAAGGUAUCUCAUGCAGUACGGCAGACACGCCCUCGACAUUUUAGCCAACAGCCAGCACAGCCUUCGCCUUCGCUGGCUGGAGCAGUUGUUUUCCUCUGCCGCCGAUCAAAAUAAACAGGAGGUCAUCGAGGAGGCGAUUCCCUUGCAGUCAGCUGUUAAGUUGGUACAAAGCGUGAAUCCUGGAGUGAGCAGCGGUAAAGUGGAGCACAGGUUUAAGGAGAUCCAGAGGCUCCGGGAGAAGACGUGUGCGCCUACGUCGUGCAAUGAAUCGGGCCUUAAAGACCACGCUGAAAACGAAAAGCCAUCAACGAGAAAGGAGCAAGUGACCAAGCAGGAGUUCAUUGAGGUCUUCCAUGACUUUUGCACCCGUCCAGAGAUCUACUUUCUGUUGGUGCAGUUCUCCAGCAACAAAGAAUACCUGGACGCAAAAGACUUGAUGAGGUUCAUUGAAGCUGAGCAGGGUGUGGCACAAGCGAGUGAGGAAAUGAGUCUGCAACUCAUCCAGGCCCACGAACCAUCAGAAGAGGGCCGGCAGCAGGGACACCUGUCAUUGGACGGCUUCACCAGCUACCUCACUUCGUCAGAGUGCCACCUGUUCGAUCGGGAGCAUGACACCAUUUGUCAAGACAUGUCCCAGCCUUUGUCUCACUACUACAUCAACUCUUCCCACAACACCUACCUCAUCGAGGACCAGUUUCGAGGUCCCGCCGAUAAAUCCGGUUACAUCCGCGCCCUGAAGAUGGGCUGCCGCUGCGUGGAGGUGGAUGUUUGGGACGGCCCCGACGGGGAGCCGGUGGUGUGCACGGGUCACAGCCUUUCCCGUCCACUGGCUCUGCAUUCUGUGUUGGAAGCAAUUGCAAAGUUUGCGUUUGUGGCAUCGGAGUACCCGUUAAUUCUCUGUAUUGAAAAUCACUGUUCGCUGCAACAGCAAAAAGUUUUACUGCAGCAUCUCACAAGGAUAUUGGGGGAUAAACUGUAUAGAGAUCUACCAGCUGAAGGGGCUUUGUACCUACCGUCGCCGCAGGAGCUAAGACAUCGAAUCCUACUGAAGGGUAAAAAGCUUGGGCCAGAUUCAGAUGGGGAGGUGAGCGAGGAAGAUGAAGGAGCAGAAAUGAGCCAAAGGAUAAAAGCGAUAAAUGCUGGUGGGACCGAGAAGGACGUUGUGCAGAAAAGCGUCUCUCUCACAUCUGUCCCUCAGUCUAACAUGCCUCAUUCUUCCCCCAAACGUUUCCAGCUGUUGAGGGAACUGUCCGACUUGAUAACUCUAUGUCAUUCAGUUAGUUUUAAAGACUUUAAAACUUCCUCUAAAGCUCAAAAACCUUGGGAACUGUGCUCUUUCCAUGAGUCCCUGGCUUUGCGUCUCGCUGGCGACAGCCCUGGAGACUUCGUCAACCACAACAAGCAUUUCUUGUCUCGAGUGUACCCCAACCCCAUGCGCAUUGACUCAAGCAAUAUGAAUCCCCAGGACCUGUGGAAGUGCGGCUGUCAGAUUGUGUCAAUGAAUUUUCAGACAGCAGGACUGAUGAUGGACCUAAACACGGCCUGGUUCCGGCAGAACGGGAGCUGCGGUUACGUGCUACGUCCGGCCAUCAUGCGGCAGGAAGUGUCUUAUUUCAGUGCCGACACCAAAGACACUGUACCGGGCGUGUCGCCACAGCUGCUGCAUGUAAAGGUGAUCAGUGGCCAGAAUCUGCCCAAACCAAAAGGUUCUGGGGCCAAAGGGGACGUUGUAGACCCAUAUGUGUAUGUGGAGAUCCAUGGCAUCCCAGCUGACUGCAGCGAGCGCCGCACCAGGACAGUGAGACAGAACGGGGACAACCCCGUCUUUGAUGAGAGCUUCGAGUUCCAGAUCAACUUGCCAGAGCUUGCCAUGGUUCGUUUUGUGGUGUUGGACGACGACUUCAUUGGGGAUGAAUUCAUAGGCCAGUACACUAUACCACUGGAGUGCCUCCAACCUGGCUACCGACACGUGCCCCUCCAGUCCCUCACGGGGGAGGACCUUCCACACGCCAAGUUGUUUGUACAUGUGGCCCUCACAAACCGGAGAGGAGGUGGAAAACCUUACAAAAGAGGCCUCUCUGUACGAAAGACUCGAAAAGGGAGGGAGUACACAGCUCUGAGGGACUUAGGAGUUCGGACCGUCGACGAGGUUUUCAAGAUGGCCGCUCCUCUUCUGAGAGAAGCAGCAGACCUGAGGGGUAACAUGCAGAACUCCGUUGCAGUAUUCAGGGAGCUGUGUGGGGUGUCGGCUGUGGCCAACCUCAUGCAGUGUGUGCUGGCCCUGGGCUCCAGAGUGUCGGGCCCAGAGGAGACCCCGUUACUGCUGUUCGACCUGAGAGACAACUACCCCACACUGGAGCCCCAGGGACCCCUGCCGGAUGUCCUGCGCCGGGUCGUCUCUACGUACGAUACGAUGGUCAACGCAAGCAAAGCUGUGAUGGAGUUUGCAGAUGCAAUCUAUGAAAAAAUCCUGCAUAUACAGACAAUGGCGAUGGAGUUUCAUGAAAGGCUGCAGAGCCUGGCGAUGAAGGAAGGGCUGAAAGGCUCCAAGGUUAGUCGAGCGCUGGAGAGCUUCAGCUGGAACAUCACCAUCCUGAAGGGCCAGGCCGACCUGCUCAAACACGCCAAGGCCGAAGUGGAGGAGAACAUGAAGCAGGUGCACGACGCCGCUCUGACCGGAAACCUCAGCAAGGAGGGGGGAGGACUGAGACGCGUUCGCUCCCAAACGGGCCGGGGUCCGGAUGACGACACGAGCGCAUGAGACGCCUCGCCUCGGCGACGCGACCACACUGCUGCCACAUUUGCUGCGAUGAACUUUUCGCACGCCACCAGUUCGUUCUCCAGCUGGAGCGUCGCAGCAUUUAAGAUCCGAGACCGACAAAAGUGUUCAUGAAAGUAAAAAAAUCUUGAAUAUACAAUCGCGGUGAUGUGCUGCCAAUAGUAGAUCCUAGAACGGCAGCGGGGGAGAGAUGAAUGUAGUUAGACUUGAAGCCAAGGUUCUGCUGUUUGUACUGUUGUAAAUCUGCCAAAUGUUAACGAUCUCCCUCUCAUGUGAACUUUUUCUAGGUUUUAAGUGUGGCAGUUUUUUACAUGCCAACAGUGAAGUGGGUCAAUCAGUUUGUUGGUUAAGAAACAAACCAGGUCAGGUAACGGGACGCUUUGCCCUUUAAGUUAAAGAAAACCUACGCUGUGUGUAAAUCUUUAGAUAUUUGAAGUCUUCAGCCAUCGUUGUGCGGACCAGUGGAGCCUCGUGUCUUCAGCUUCUCUUUUUUUUUUUUUUGUCUUUUAAACCGAGUGCCGUUUGGUUUCCUCAUUGCUGCUCUAAACUCAGUUGCCAUGAGAUUGUUUUUGCACCAAACCUCACCUUCCUCCCCCCCCCUUGACUUCCCGUUUUGAAUGUUGUCUUACAAACAGUAUUCUAUAUUUUUCUAUUUCCCAGAAUCCCCCAGGUCCCAUCAGCUACUUAAACCCUUCUUACUGUACCUGCCAUACUGAUCAACUCCAUAGGUGUUGAUGUCUGCCUCCAGGGAACCGUUGCUGUCGAAAGCGCUUACUUUGCGUGCAAAACAUUGUACAGUAUUUUAAUAUUUGAUUCUAUCCUUUUUGCUGUGAAGAAUAUUUUGCAUAAGUUAUUGAUGCUGAACACACACAAAAAAAAAAACAUUCCAGUUGUGUAUUGGUGUUGUGGCAGUAGAUGAAACUCGACCGGAAACGGUCAGGAUGGAAAUAAACACUUUUUUUUUUUCUCAAAGUGA